AUGCCUGGCACUGCCGCACAGCUGGUGCUGGAGAGUAUACAGGACACGCCGGUGGUUGCUCUGCGCAGCGAGCCGUGGACCUUCACAGCAGACUUCUCCUGGGACCCUGCGCGCACGCCAUACACCAAUGAGACGCUCAUCUACUACCAAGUCGUGCGCCACAAGCACGUGGUCUCCGCCGGCAACUUCUCCGCGGUGGACCCGGUCUUCAACGCCCUGGACACCCACCGCACCUUUGCCGUCUCGGACAGGGACGUCGGCUACCACACCUACCACCUGCAGCUGGCGUUGCAGAGCAACUUCAGCGACCCGGCCACGGAGGUGGCGUCCCUGUCGUUCCACACGCACGUCAUCUACGGCGGGCUGUCGCUGCUGCCGCCGCUGUUCACCAUUGCCGCGGUGGUGUUCACGCGGAACGUGCUGUUCAGCCUGUACACGGGCGUGUUCAUGGCGUGCUUCAUCAUCUACCGGUUCAACCCCAUUGCCGCCUUCACGCGCUCCUUUGACACGAUGAUUCUGGAUGCGCUGGCAGACCGCGGCCACGCAGAGGUGCUCCUCUUCACCUGGUUCCUCUCCGGCAUGGUCGCGUGCAUCCUCAAGUCUGGCGGCGGGGACGGCCUCGUGCGCGCCUUCUCCCGCUACGCGCGCACCCCGCGCGCCGGCGCCGUCGUCACCAUGGUGCUGGGGCUGCUCAUCUUCUUCGACGGCAUCGCCAACACGCUCAUCGUCGGACAGACGGUGCGUCCCAUCACGGAUAUGCUGCACAUAUCGCGGGAGAAGCUGGCCUUUCUCGUCGACGCAACGUCCAGCCCCGUCACGUCCGUGUCCCCCAUCUCCACGUGGGUCGGCUUUGAGCUGAGCCUGAUCGAGAACACGCUUCGCGACCUUGCGUCCACUGGCGAGGAUGUCACGUGCUACGACUCGAGCGCAUUUGUCAUCUUCGUCAAGACCAUCCCUGGCCGCUACUACCCGUUUAUCAUGAUUGCGCUGCAGCUGCUGCUUGUCAUCGCCGAGCGAGAGUUUGGGCCCAUGCUGGCUGCGGAACGAAAGGCGCGUGUACGCGGUCGUGCUGGUGGCGGUGGUGGUGGUGGUGACAGUGGUGGUGGUGGUGGUGGUGGUGGUGAUCGUCGCGCUGGCUAUGGUGCUGUAAUGGGUGGUGAUGGUGAUGGUGGUGAUAUCGGUGAUAUUGGUAAUGGUGGUGAGAGGGAUGGCGUGCGCAUGGGGCUGAAGGCGUUGCCGGCAUCGACGCGGCGGCGCAAGAUGCGCGGCCGCUACAACAGCAAGACUGCGCCCAUCUUGGGGGACGAGCGUGAUGGCGGCGACGAUGACGGCGAUGAUGGUGGUGAGAACGCGGCUGCUUUUGCGAAUGGGCGCGGUAAUGGUGGUGAAGAGCAGAGUAAGGCGAGAGCAGGCAGAGCAGAGAGGGCAGGCAGAGAAGAGGGAGUGGUGUCUGGCUCCACGUCCCCAAACACAUGGACAUCUGUUGACAUCCACAGCAGCGGUGCAACCACGCCUGUGUCGGUCUCCGCACGCACCAGCCCGCCCAGCAAAACCGGCAGCACGCGGCAUCUUGCGUCAGGGAAUGCGGCGGACGAAACUUCCCAUCUCAUGUCCGGCGUGACGUCACCGCCCUCGUCCUCAUCGUCAGCAUCGUCCACGCUUGGUAGUGGCGGUGUGGUGGCGAGGACAGGUGGACAAGAAGGCCAACACGGACACGGCAGCAACACCAACAGCAGCAACAACAACGACCGUCAUGAUUACUAUGAGGACAUGACGUUCAUCGACAACAGCAGCAGCGCCGCUGCUCACAACCACGGUGCGAGCGACACCCACACCACCGACAACGACAACGAUGAUGACAACGACAACAGGGGUGAGGGCGGUGGUGGUGAUGCUGAUGAGGACCUGAAGCAGUUUGAGCCGAAUCCAGACACGCCCAAGCGGUGGUGGAACGCGGCCGUGCCCGUCAUCGUAACGACGGUGAUGGUGGUGAUUGCGCUGGUGGUGACUGGUGUUGAGCAGUGUCGCAAGCUGGGCCUCUCCCUCUCUGGUGAGCACAUCUUUGGCAACUCCGACUCGUACCAUGCGCUGCUGUACGGCAGCGUGCUGGGGACCCUGACGGUGUGGCUGCUGACGUGGGCGCAGCGGGUGGACGUUGCUGGGAACGUUGUGUGGUUUGCGCGCAAGUUCCCGCCCAUCAUGUGCCUGCAGGCAUCGCUGGACACGUGGGUGGCAGGGGUGCGCAGCCUCACGUUUGCUGUGCUUGUGCUGCUGCUUGCGUGGGCGGUGGGCUCUGCCUUCACGCUGUGCGGCACAGCCACGUUUAUCAGCGCGUCGCUCGCCGGCAGCGUGCAGGCGGGCGCAUACCCCGCACUCACCUUCCUCCUCUCUGGCGUGCUGGCGUUUGUGACGGGUUCGUCGUGGGGCACGAUGGGCAUCGUGUUUCCGCUCAUCCUGCCUGCUGCACACCAGGCCGCCCCCUGCGACCGCACUGUUGUGUACGGCACCAUCUCGUCCAUCCUCGCGGGCGCCGUCUUUGGCGACCACUGCUCCCCGAUAUCCGACACCACCAUCCUCUCCUCCAUCGCCUGCCGGUGCAACCUCACUGCGCACGUGGUGACGCAGGCCCCAUAUGCGCUGCUAGCCGCGCUGUGCAGCUUCAUGCUCGGUGACCUGCCAGUUGGGUUUGGCGCGUAUCCGGAGUGGGUUGGCCUCAUCCUCUCUGUGGGCACGGCGAUGGCUGCCGGGUACGUGCUCUCUGUUCGCGUGGACGACGCGCGAGGGAGGCUUGACCGCGUUACGCUCGGCUGGCGGGCGCUGGGGCGUGCGGUAAGGCGGAUGAGGCACAGGGGCGUGUAUGCGCUCACGGGGUACAGACAGGCAGGCAGGGGUGACAGCACAGGCAGCAGCAGUAGCGGCGGCGGUGGUCGUGGGUAUGCGGCGUUUUCCAACGAUGUCAGCGACCCUGGUGAUGAUGUGGAGAGAAGGGCGUACUUCAAUGACGUCGUUGCACGCGAUCCCCUUCUCAGCAUCGCCAACUUCCAACGCGCCGUCCUGUCCUUCCUCGUCGGCUUCUACCCAGAGGCGUUGGCGGACUUUGAGCUUGCGCUGGGCAACAUGAACGGGCGGCCCUUUGUCGACUACAGACAGCUGGGCCUCCCCUUCAAGCUCUACGCCUGCGAAGUGCAGCACAACAUCCGGCUUGCUGCGGAGAAAGCUGGGAACAUGGCGGCAGCAGAGGCAGCGAAGAAGGCAGCAGCGGACACAAGCAGCCACUACACAAAGGCCCACGCAGCGCUGGCAACCGCCCAGUCACCGUCGCUGUUUGAGGUCCCCCUCGUCCUGUUUGAGCUGCCGCCGUCAAAAGUGUCCGCGCUGCAGAAGCAGCAGUUCAUGGGCAAGAGCGAACUCAAGGUCACGCUGUUCAAGGAGGAUCAGGCCGUCGGGUUUCAGGGCGAAAAAUACCUCAAAGCCAUGCAGGAUGACGGCCAAGAACAGACGCACGCUCCACCGAAACAGCAACAGCAGCAGCAGCAGCGACGGCCACCACCGCCGCGCUUACAGCCGCGCCCACGUCAGCACCAGUCUGCGCCCGCGUCACGCCGCACCGCCUCUCCCCCAACAGCGACGAGAGCGAACACGCCUGCCACGACGGCAACUUCGUCGGCAGCAAAGACAACGGCGAGAGCGAUGCUGUUGGGUGGGCGCAAAGCCGCGACGCAACCGCCGUCACCGCCACACUCGCACCAGCCACGUGGGGCGACGGGCAUGGCACGGCCACCGCCUCCAUCAACACCACCACCGGCACGCAGACACACGCACGCGCGCGGUGGCAGUGGUACGCCCUCACCGCCGCUCGCGCCCCACACCAACACAUCCGCAGCCACAACGCGCCCACCACAACCGCCACAACUGCCACACGUCUCGGCACCACCAACAGCACCAGCAGGCAAAACGGGAGCAGCAAAGGCACCGCCACCAGGAAUCAAAUCUACAACACGUGGAGCCCCGCUGUCAUCACCAGCACCAUCAUCAUCAGCAGCAGCAACAGGAGCAUCGGAUUUGUCAUCGCCGCUGAAGCAGAGACUGCAGCGGACAGCAGUUGCAGCAACACCGCCGCCACCCUCCCGCCCUUCGCCCCGGCUCGCACGCAAGCAAACGAGCGGGAACGCUUCAACAACGAGCACAGACAUGCCGAAGCCCAAGGAAGCGAAGGAGAAAGACAAGGAUGUCUUACCACGUCGCCCGCCACCACCAUCAUCAUCAUCGUCAGCAACAGGAAAGGCAGGACCUGCGGCGCUGCUGGGAGGACUGAAGCAGGCUGUGCGACAACGCCAGGAGACCAUGGAUUCAAGACGGGGCAGGGAGGUGGCGCCACCAUCCAAGCCGCCACCACCGCCGGCAACAGCAGCGGGCGCCAAGCUGUCGGCAGCAGCAACGGUCACAACGAAGAACACAUCGGCGGCACCCUCCUUCCCAUCAUCAUCAUCAUCAACAUCAACAUCAUCAGCAGCUCCGUCAUCAGCGGCUCCAUCAUCGUCGUCCACGGCGCCGCCCAAACCGCCGCCACCAGCAGCGGUGUCUGGUGCGGGGAAGACAAGGAGGGCCACAGCUGUACCGUCAACAACAGCACCGAGCAACGCAGGCACCACUUACAAACCCACACCAGCGACAGCAACAACAGCUACAGCAGCUACAACACGUGGCCUGGCCAAGGCGACAUCUGCGCCUGCGGGGAUUGGCGGCAGAUCCGUACGCGACCGCAUGAAGGCAUUUGAGAGCAAUAAUGGUAUUCAUGGUGGUGGCGAUGGUAAUGGUCGUGAUGGUGGUCGUUGCAAUGAGAGCGGGAGGCCAGGGCUGCCAUCAAAACCGCGCGUACAGCCGACGGGAGCAACAGGGGUAGCAUCGUCGUCCGCGUCGGGACAGCAGGAUGCAAAGAGUGGGGACAGCGAGGAUGGUGGCGAGGGUGUGCGGCGGCUGAAGCUGGUAAUAGAGUUUGAGGAUGACGAGUACACGGCGCGAAUCAGGGAAGGAGCACCGCUGCCGGCGUUUCGCAAGAAGGUGUAUGAGACGAUUGACUGCGAUGGCGAUGGACUAGCGCUGUGGUACCGCUUGGCGCCAGCACAGCCCCUCCUCAAGCUCUCCGAUGAAAGCCAUCUUCGGUUCCUGGAGAGCCAGGCCUCGACGUCGCUGGCUGUGGUGGUCAAGGCGGACAACAGCUGAUACAACGCAGAUGGAUUGUCGUUUGGUCGCCCGCCAGUGACUUGCCUGCUUGCUUCGCUUCGCUUCGUUUCUGCUUGUUACGUCUGUUCCCCUGGUUACUCGGUGACAUGGGCAUGCGACAUUGCGACAUUGCCUUGCGCAUUUACCAGUGCAGUGUGCAGUAAAACAGAUGAAAGGGA
Molecule: messenger RNA, 5402 nt
Organism: Salpingoeca rosetta
Lineage: Eukaryota; Choanoflagellata; Craspedida; Salpingoecidae
Product: Na+/H+ antiporter family protein
Exons: 8
Coding region: 1-5223 (1740 amino acids)
Cellular component (GO): membrane
Molecular function (GO): protein binding
Source: RefSeq, a predicted model, not a curated record